AUGUCGACGCCGAACAACAACGGCAAGGGUAGGGACAUCCCCAUACUCUCGCACCAAAGCACUCAAGAUUCGGCAUCGACCCCCAUCAGGUCGCCUUCUCGAGCAUUCAACGAUGGCUUCGGACGCGCAUCCCCAUCUCUACCCAACAUCCCACCUCGUAUUGGCUCCCCAUCAGCAGAACCCCUGAGCCUCUACUCCUCAUCUCAACAGCAGCGUCACGACUCGUCCUCGUUCCAGCGCACCAUCUCCAUCGAGCCUCCUUCUCGUGAUAGCGCAUCUCUUGCUCCGCCUGCCGACUCGGGCAUCUCCACUCCCAGCAACCUCGACAAUCUCGAUCAGCUCCCAUUCUCCGACGAGCGCAAAGCCCGUAUUAUCGAGAGGCAUCUUGCUCGACCCGACGCCAACCGCGACUCUCUCUCUGCCCCCUCCAUCCCAUCCGCCGACAACACUGACGAGAGUUACACCAGCGAAGAUGCACAAGGCUCCUCAACGCCUAACCCCGGAGCCAACGGCGAUGCAGACGUCGAAUCUCCCUCUGAAAUCGUUCUCGAGGAUGUAGAAGAGAGCUACCGCGGCCCUCAUCAGAUGCAAGGUGGCGCCAUCACCGACGAUGUGUAUCGAUGGGCACACAAGAAUCGCCGUGUUUCAACUCGACGCACUCGCAGUGAGAGUCUGCACAUGCCUCGAACCGCCACCAUCGACCCAGAGCUCGAUGUGCAGGGUAUCAAGGAGCCAGGAGGAUUCCGACGCUUUUUUGUCAAUUACCAGGCCGAACAGCAAGGUCGUGCUCCUCCAAGAGCUUUGCGCAGCUUUAUCGACUUCCUCAGCUUGUACGGUCACUUUGCUGGAGAGUUCCUUGAGGAGGAAGAUGAAGACGACGAAGAUCUCACCGACGAUGAAGACGACGACGAUGCUCGUGCCAUCCCCGGAACUAGUCGAGCUGCCGGCAAUGGCGAUACCGAACGCUCUGGUCUCCUCCGCAGACGUCCUAGAGGCUUUAACCGAAGCGAUACCCAAGCUCGCAUGCGCAAAGCUAGCAAGGAACGUCGUCGUGGUGAAGCUUCUGUCACAGACGCUGUCAUGAUGCUGCUCAAGUCUUUCGUCGGCACUGGUGUUCUUUUCCUUGGUAAAGCGUUCUACAACGGUGGUCUGCUCUUUUCCACAGUCACCUUGUGCUCGGUUGCAAUCAUCUCCCUCGUCUCCUUCCUUCUGCUCGUCAAGACCAACCUCAACUGCCCCGGCUCAUUCGGUGAUAUGGGUGGAAUUCUAUACGGUCCUCGCAUGCGUUUCGCCAUCCUUGCGUCCAUCGUUCUUUCACAACUCGGCUUUGUCGCAGCUUACACAGUCUUCGUCGCACAGAACAUGCAAGCUUUCGUCCUAGCCGUGACACACUGCAAGACGCUCGUCCCUGUCUGGGUGCUUAUUUUGGGUCAGAUGGCCGUCUUCUUACCUCUUUCGCUUAUUCGAAGGAUCGCCAAGUUGUCAACAACCGCGCUUAUUGCAGAUGUCUUUAUUCUGUUCGGCAUUGUCUACCUGUUCUACUACGAGAUCGGCAAGGUCGCAAAGGAAGGUUUGGCAGAUGUCGUCAUGUUCAACAGCAAAGAUUUUCCUCUGUUCAUCGGUACAGCUGUCUUCACAUUCGAAGGUAUCGGAUUGAUCAUUCCGAUCACAGAAUCGAUGAAGGAGCCUGAAAAGUUCCCUCGUGCACUCACAGGCGUCAUGGCUGGAGUCAUGGUGUUGUUCGCAUCUGCAGGUUCUCUCUCCUACAUGGCGUUCGGAUCCAAGAUUCAAACCGUGGUCAUUACCAAUCUUCCGCAAUCGUCUCGAUUCGUUCAAGCGAUGCAAUGCCUCUACUCGAUCGCCAUUCUUCUCUCCACUCCUCUACAGCUCUUCCCCGCCCUCGCCGUGCUGGAGAAAGGAAUCUUCACCCGUAGCGGCAAAUACAAUUGGAAGGUCAAGACCGAAAAGAACCUCUUCCGAUUUUUGGUGGUGGCUGUCUGCUGUUUGGCCGCUUGGGCAGGAGCGAAUGAUUUGGACAAAUUUGUGUCCUUGAUCGGUUCAGUGGCUUGUGUGCCGUUGUGCUUUAUUUAUCCUCCGUUAUUGCAUUUGAAGGCGAAUGCGACGAGGACGGCGACAAAGGCCUUGAACUAUGCGAUGCUGUUCUUCGGUAUCGUUUGUGUGGUGUUUGCGGGCAGUCAGACGAUUAAGGCGAUGUUGGAGAGUAGUGCUCCUACUGGUCCUCCUAGAUGCUCGCCUCGCGGAUAA
This is a messenger RNA of Ustilago hordei, 2265 nucleotides long. RefSeq lists its product as uncharacterized. Gene Ontology annotation, molecular function: amino acid transmembrane transporter activity. The transcript has a single exon. Lineage: Eukaryota; Fungi; Basidiomycota; Ustilaginomycetes; Ustilaginales; Ustilaginaceae. Gene Ontology annotation, biological process: amino acid transmembrane transport. The record is from RefSeq and is a predicted model, not a curated record. Bases 1 to 2265 code for a protein of 754 amino acids.